Molecule: messenger RNA, 2160 nt
Organism: Cyphellophora europaea CBS 101466
Lineage: Eukaryota; Fungi; Ascomycota; Eurotiomycetes; Chaetothyriales; Cyphellophoraceae
Product: methylenetetrahydrofolate reductase
Exons: 1
Coding region: 1-2160 (719 amino acids)
Biological process (GO): tetrahydrofolate interconversion
Cellular component (GO): cytosol
Molecular function (GO): methylenetetrahydrofolate reductase [NAD(P)H] activity; FAD binding
Source: RefSeq, a predicted model, not a curated record
AUGGCGAACGAGCGGCUACCCGAGCUGAUUGCUUCGGUGCCUCCGGGCGAGACCUACUUCUCAUUGGAGUUCUUUCCACCGAAGACACAAGCGGGCUUCAACAACUUACAGUCUCGGCUCUCUCGAAUGGCAGUGGCUCUCAAGCCUCUAUAUGUAACAGUCACAUGGGGAGCUGGUGGCUCAACGUCGAGCAAGAGCCUGGAACUGGCCGAAAUAUGUCAACGUCAGUUGGGAAUGCCCACAGUGCUCCACCUGACAUGUACCAACAUGCGCAAAUCCAUGGUGGAUGAUACGCUCGACGCGUGCAAGGAGCUUGGUAUCAGGAAUAUUCUCGCCCUCAGAGGUGAUCCCCCGCGAGAAGAGUAUCGAGAGGAAGACGCUUCGGGCAAUCGUGACACGGGCGAGGACGAGUUUGUAUGGGCUGUUGACUUGGUCACGUACAUUCGUAAGAGACAUGGAGACUACUUCAGCAUUGGCGUGGCUGGUUAUCCCGAGGGGCAUGCGGACGAGAGCAAUCCUGAAGCAGGCAAGCAGAGCGUUGAGUACGACCUGCCAUACCUGGUGGAGAAGACGCAGGCAGGAGCCGAUUUCAUCAUGACACAAUUGAGCUAUGAUCUCGAUGCAUACGACAAAUACGAAAGAAGACUAAGAACAUACGAGACCGCUAGCGGCGAGAAGCCAUUCGAGCGGAUACCAAUCAUUCCCGGCCUGAUGCCUAUCCAGAGCUACCAGAUCGUCAAGCGGAUAACCAAGUUGAGUCACGCGAAGAUUCCUCAGGAUAUCGCCCGGCGAAUAGAAGCAGUCAAGGAUGACGACGAGGCCGUUAAGAAGGUUGGUGUCGACAUCUUGAGCGAGCUGGUGGAAGGCAUCAAGGGAUUGCAGCAACCGGCGGGACUACCACGCGGCCUGCACUUCUAUACCCUGAACUUGGAGAAGUCUGUGGCCUUCAUUCUCGAACGCUGCCAUCUCAUCCCGCAUAUGAAUGAGCCCGAGCCUGAUGAGAGUUCGGACUCAGAUGCGGUGCAGGACGGUGCCCAUACCAAUGGAACGAAUGCUCACGCCCCGCCGCCAUCCCGAUUCUCCCGAAGAAGAGCGAGCUCAGUGAAUGCACAGCCACACAACAGAGUCAUCCUUGACAGCCUAUCGGGAAGCCCCGGACGGCCUCGUACCGCGCAAUCUCAAGAUUCGAACGGCUCGAGACACGAAGCUCUCGAUAGGGGUACCGGCAUACCAGCCGCAGAUCCGACAAGGAAGCACAGUCUGCUGAUAUCAGAAGGUCAGGGAUCGCUCGGACGAGAAGCAACCUGGGACGACUUUCCCAAUGGCAGAUGGGGUCCAGCACAUUCACCAGCAUACGGAGAGAUCGAUGGCUACGGACCAAGUUUGAAAGUCGGGCCAGCCACAGCUCGCAAGUUGUGGGGAAACCCAACAACACCAAGGGAUGUCACGAAUCUGUUCUCUAAGCUGAUCACUGGAGCGCUGACAUCAGUGCCGUGGAGUGACGAAGUGGAUCCCAAUGCAGGUGUCAAUGGGCCUGGGUCGUUGCGAGCAGAGACACAAAUCAUCCGAAAUGAGCUUCUGGAGCUUAUCGAGCGGAAGCGAUAUUGGACAUUGGCGAGUCAGCCUGCGGUCGAUGGUGUAAGAAGUGACAACGAAGUGUUCGGCUGGGGUCCACGGGCUGAGGGCUUCGUUUUUCAAAAGGCCUUUGUCGAGUUCUUCUGUUCUAAAGGCGAAUGGGAAGGCUUGCUCAGGAAGAAGUUAAUUGAGACAUCACCUGAACAGCUGAGCUGGAUGAAAACCGAUGCGCUUGGUAUCUACGAAUCCAGCGACACUAUCAUAAACGCGGAAUCGAAACAAGGAAAACCGACCUCCAAGAAGACACCAGGCACAAAUGGUAUCAACGCUGUAACCUGGGGCGUCUUCAGGGGCAAGGAAAUCAUUGCACCAACCAUCAUCGAAAGCGAGAGCUUCAGAGCAUGGGGCGAGGAGGCUUUUGCAAUCUGGGGAGAAUGGCGGAGAUGCUACCCUCGAGGUAGCAAAGAGGAGCUGUGUUUGGAGGAUCUCCGGAAGGACAUCGUCCUCGUCAAUGUGGUCGGCCAAGAGUUCGUGGGAGGGCACCAGGGAAGAGGAAGGACACUCUGGGACAUUCUACUGAGCUAG